AUGUUUAAUUUACCUUUUUUGAAAAGCAGUAGCGGUUUUUGCAAUUAUAGCUUUCUUCAAUCUAUACGAAGAACAGAGUCUAAGUAUUCCGCCCUUUGUAGUCGCUUGCUUCCGAUUUCCCUACUCGACCGGAUUCAAUCCCUUCCGCCUUCCCGUGGCACCUUUCUGCAUAUUAUUUUUCUGAAUUGUCCCACAUUUAUUGACUACCGAGGUAUCCUUGCCUGUCUGGAUGGAUAUAUGAACAUAGCAAUGGAGCAAACAGAAGAAUAUGUCAAUGGGCAAUUGAAAAAUAAAUAUGGGGAUGCAUUUAUUCGGGGAAAUAAUGUGCUUUAUAUCAGCACAACAAAGAGGACAUUGGGCGAAGGGGCUUAG
Molecule: messenger RNA, 372 nt
Organism: Fraxinus pennsylvanica
Lineage: Eukaryota; Viridiplantae; Streptophyta; Magnoliopsida; Lamiales; Oleaceae
Source: the annotation of a GenBank genome assembly